Salmo salar (Atlantic salmon) is the source of this 2479-nucleotide messenger RNA. RefSeq lists its product as uncharacterized. Lineage: Eukaryota; Metazoa; Chordata; Actinopteri; Salmoniformes; Salmonidae. The record is from RefSeq and is a predicted model, not a curated record.
AAGGGCUCUGCCUCUGACAUCUGGCACUGAGACCCCGAUCCCCAGCAUGGGACACGGAACUGACGACAUCCCCAGCAUGGGACACGAAACUGACGACAUCCCCAGUGGCCAGCUACAGCACGGUGGAGGGAUUGAAAGAACCCACCCCUACUGGACACAACAGGAUUGAAAAAAAAAAAAAGGAGUGAGGGAGAUCACUGCUGGACUUUCUUUCAAAUGAGACAUUGCCUUGCUUACAUGCAUACUGUUACUCUGUACUACUCUCAGUACUCCAACUACUGUACCAGUUGGAACAUUCCGGUCUGAGUGUCAUGAGCGUCACUUCUGGCUGUUUGUCAGGUCUGGCCCCAUCCUUGGCCCUAUGAGCCGAUUCGACGUUCAAGACCACCAGGGAGUUCACUUCCUGUCUGGCCGAAAGGCCACAGAGUGUGGCUACACCAUGCUCUUCAAUCACCAUGGAGACCUGGUGUUCCGUGCCUCAUUCCUCGCCUGCCACGUCAACAACCAGGGGGACUCGGAGUUCCGUCUGAAGGUGUGGUUGGUGACCCGGCAGGUGAAUGGGAGGGACCUAGGGUACCCAUUCCUGCUCCACUGCUCAGCCCAGUGGCCCUGGGGCUUCCGGGAGCUCGUCUGUGAGGAGAGCUACAUGGAGGUCUCCAUAAAGGGACCGGUCCCAGCUGCAUUACACUCUGGGCAGAAGAAAAAGGAGGUGGGAAAGAGAGGCAUGAUGUUCCACAGACCAGGCCACACCAAGGAGGAGGUUAGACCCAGGACCAUGACGGAGGCCAGUGCCCUGGGCUACCACAUCUCUGAGUCAGGCUCCAGGAUUAUACUGCGCUGUCCCUACUCCUCACCCCUCUCCUACACCAUCAAGGAGAAAGGGGUGGAGUUGGAGGUGGUCAAUGCUACCAUCCUGUACCCACAUCAAGGGAAGGUCCUUGCCAUCGAUGCCACAGUGGCCUGCUCCAUGAAUGAGGCGACAGUGGAUGGUGCCCACCUGCUCUGGCCUGUCCCCCAUGUCCUCUCCCCGCUGGUCCAUGGGAGGUUCAGGGACAGGGGCAUGAGAAUAGGGGUGGAGACGCUAGCCCUGAAUGAGUCUGUGAUCAAGGACAGGGGGUAUGAGAUAAGCCUGAGGGAUGGAGUGGUGGAGGUCAGCGUUCCAUUCGGAGCCGAAGGAACACACGUUAAGAGUGGUGUGUUGGAGGGCCAGUACAGCCAGUCUCUGUCUGUAGACCUGUUCUACAUGCACCAGUGGGAGGAUGACCGGUGGCCCCUCACCCAGCAUCGCUCCUUCAGGUUCCUCAAGACCGCCUACGUCCCCCGGACCCCCACACUCACAGACAACACCAUAUCGUCCCAGAAGGUGUUCUCUGUCUCCCUGGGUGUGUUCCCUCCUGACGUGUCCCUCCACAACGUCACCGGGGGAUGUGAGGGGGACACUUUGUCCUGGGUCCAGGUCCCCUACCCCAACGGGUCACAUUCCUACCAGCUUCAUGCCCCCUUCUCACACCCCUCCGUUCUUCAGAAGUAUGUUGAUGGGGGCUAUAGGAGGUACACCCUCCCUCUCACCUUUUCCCUGACAAUCUCACCCAAUGGAGAGGUCUUCUACCAUAAUGCCACCAUUGUGAGUGAUGUUCAAGAGCAGACAGCACCAGAACCUCCCAGGCUGGAGGGUAAGUGCACAGAGAGGGGCCUCCUGAUGCUGCUGCACUAUGGGGCCCAGGAGCGGAGAUGGGAGCUCUUCCUUGGGGACCGCCGGCUGGACUGGGAGCUAGUGGAAAUGGGGGGCUUCACCGUGGAAACAGAAGAGGACUACUUUAGUGUGGAGAUCCCAUUCUAUAGUCCGGCCAUGACCUAUGAGGAAGUGAGUUUGCAGGGUGUUGUUGGCCGGCUGGAGGUCAGUGUGGUGGACAUAGACACACUCAAGAUGGAGAACAGCCUCAUCCAUCGCUGCACCUUCCGUGUCAGAGAGUUACUGGUGUGCUUACCAGAGGGGAGGAUGGUUGUAGUGACUGAUACGUCACGUACCAUCCCGCCCACCCAACCAAAACGCACCACCCUUUUGGACCCCAGCUGUGUCCCCCAAGAGACGGACAGCGUCAGGGCCCUAUUCAAUUUCUCCCUGGAUUCCUGUGGUACCAUUGCGACCGUUGAGGGGAAUUUCCUAAUAUAUGAGAACCAGGUGCUGUACCCCAAAGAACUUAUCACCAUGGAUGACCCCCCCUUCCACAGAGACUCCCCUUACAGGCUGACCAUCCAGUGCCGCUACCCUGCCAUCGACACCGGCAUUGUCUCUAUUGAACACCCUGUAAAUCCAACCUUUGCCCUCUCACCUAUGCUGCCUCUUAAACACACUCGAAGGGAGGCCUCCCGCAGUGGGCAGUAUGUGGCAGUGGUGUGUGUGGCGAUUGUUGUGAUGGGAGCUAUAAUUGCUGCUACAGUGAAGAUGCUCUGUUGCCCAAUAAAAAUGUAAAACACA